Ipomoea triloba (trilobed morning glory) is the source of this 804-nucleotide messenger RNA. RefSeq lists its product as uncharacterized. The record is from RefSeq and is a predicted model, not a curated record. The transcript has 2 exons. Bases 1 to 804 code for a protein of 267 amino acids. Lineage: Eukaryota; Viridiplantae; Streptophyta; Magnoliopsida; Solanales; Convolvulaceae.
AUGGGGGAGAGGGCAGGGUACGAGAUAGUGGUGUUGUUUACGUUUGUUGUGUGUGGAACUUGGCUGGUUUUCCAUUCUCAGUUUAAGGCUCUGCCGGAGCCCCUCAGUGAAGGGAACGCCGGCGAAACAGGGUUCUCUGAGGUGCCGGCCAUGAACCAUGUUAAGGCGGCGUUGGUUUGCGGCAGAGAUAAGUGGUUUGAUUUUGUGACUUUCUCUGUCACCUAUAGUUGCUGGAUGGAACCGAUUAUUCCUGGGUGGAACAAAACCCAGAUUCAUCCUGCGCUUCGUGUUGGCAAGGAUGAUUUGGAGGGAGAUGAUGACAACAGAGCUACUAUAAUCCAUAUCAACACGGCAGGUUCCACCCGCUGGAGCCUGAGUGUUAAUACCAAUCAAAUACAACACUUCCAGCUACAAGAUGAUUCCGGGGUGUUGGUUUCACACGGUGAAAAGAAGAGUAUAGAUGGGUGGCACAUCCUGCAUUUCGCAGGAGGGGAGAACUGGGCAACCAAGUUCUACAUGACUCUUCACUGGCACAAAAACAGCUCUGCUAUGGAGGGAUCUGAAGGGGGAAAAGUGAUGUUUCUGAAACUGAGAACCCAUGUGAAUGCAACGACUCUAGAAAUGCAUAAAGUACUGGAGAAUCUCCCAUUCUUGGUGUUCUCAGUAUGGGAACUCCACUUCACCACAUACCUUAGCUUACUUGGAUACUUUGUAUUUUACUUCUGUUUUAGAGCCUUGGUUGAAAAUGACUUCAUCAGCUUAUCUAGCAAGUGUGUAAUAGUAUCGCCAUUGGAUUGUGAUUAG